AGCAAGCCACCUUAAAGUCCUUUCCACGAGUGUUCUAGCUGAGUUGCCAGCUGCUUCCUGCGCAAGUGAAGUGUCGAAAACAUGGUUAAUACCUGGUACCUCGUGUGUUCUCUCUUCUUCUGUUACCUUGGUCCACAGUUUGUGAGCUCCACCUCCAAGCUCCCCGGGAUACGGAAUUACCAGGUGGUGAAACCGUGCAGGCUCCACGUCAAGCAGAAACGAGAGAGCGAGGGUCUUUAUCCAUCCGUUGUUCAGUAUGGAGUACCUGUGGAAGGCAAAGAGGUUGUCAUACACCUCGAGAAGAAUGAGGGUCUAUUUGCCAAGAACUACUCAGAAACCUACACAUUGGAGAAUGGGACUGAAGUGCAAGACACCCCGGUCUAUCUGGAUCAUUGCUAUUACCAUGGUUACAUAAAGGGGGACAACGACUCCGCGGCCAGCUUCAGCACUUGUGACGGACUCAGUGGUUAUAUCCGCACCGAUGGCCAACGGUAUCUAAUAGAACCUCUAAAGGAAUCGGUCAGCAAUGAACACGUGCUCUAUAGAUAUGAGGAGCUCGUGCUGCCACUGAAGACUUGUGGUGUGGUGAACACUUCGUGGGACAGUCCAGAGCCAGAAGUGGAAGAGACCUUUAAUUCUCCAAGUGAGAGGAAUGCGUUCCUGAAAGCAAAGAAAUACAUUGAAAUGUAUGUGGUGGCAGAUUACUCAGAGUUCCGGAAGUUUGGUUCUGUUGAAGCAGUGAGGAACAGAGUGUUUGAGGCAGUCAAUCACAUCAACCUGUUGUACAGGCCACUAAGAACACACGUGGCUUUGAUUGGCCUGGAUAUCUGGUCCAAAGGAGAUAAAAUAACCGUUGUAACCGAUCCCAACAGAACUCUGAGAGACAUGUUGACGUGGCGUAAAACAAAGCUGCUACCGGUUAAGGAACAUGACAACAUCCAAUUCAUCACUUACGUGGAUUUCGAUGGAAGUACCAUCGGUCUGGCUCCAAUGCAUGCAAUGUGCACUUCUGAAUCUGGAGCAAUUAAUCAGGAUCACGCAGAUAAUGUCCAUGGGCUUGCCUCAACCAUGGCGCAUGAGAUGGGACACAACCUGUGGAUGGAACAUGACGAUACUACUUGCAUUUGCAGAACUGGUAAUUGCAUCAUGUCUCCUUCCUUAAGCACACAGUUACCAAUGGAGUUCAGUUCCUGCAGUCACCAGAAAUUCCAGAACUUUGUUCUAAACAAAGGCGCUUCCUGUGUGCGGGAUGUUCCCAACUUGGAUGACAUUAAGGCAGCGCCCGUCUGCGGCAACCACUUUGUGGAAAAGGGGGAAGACUGUGACUGUGGCAGCCCAGAAGAAUGUAAAAACCCCUGCUGCGAGCCCAAGACAUGCAAAAUGAAAGAGGAAGCACAGUGUGCUGAUGGGGAAUGCUGCCAAGAUUGCAAGAUCAAAGCGGCAGGCUCGCGGUGCAGGAGUGUGAAACAUGAAUGUGAUCUUUCAGAGAAUUGCGAUGGCAAGUCCAACAAAUGCCCGCCAGAUGCAUUCCGCCAGAACGGAACCCCUUGCAAGGGAGGGAUGGGCUUCUGUUACAAUGGAAAGUGCCCUACCCACCAGGACCAGUGUGUGUCCCUGUGGGGCCCAGGUGCUCGGCUAGGAUCCAGUCGAUGUUUUGAAAUAAAUAGACAGGGUGAUCAGCACGGUUACUGCAAGAAGACAACCACAUACCAAGGCUGCAAACCUAAGGACAUAAUGUGUGGGCAGCUACACUGCGUCGGUGGGAAGAUGACGCUGUCUUAUGGCUACAUUACUCAAACCAUAGGAAGAGAAAAUUGCAACUCCUUCAUAGACAGAGGUGGAGUUAACCCAGGAUUGGUGCAAGAUGGGAUAAAGUGUGGAACCAACAAGAUGUGUUUGAAUGCAGAAUGCGUCGAAGUCAAAGUCAACAACUGCUCCAACAAGUGCCCCCCGCACGCGAACUGUAAUCACCUGGACCAGUGCCAGUUUGAGGAGGGAUACGCGCCACAGAAUAACAUCUUCCCUAAAACCGCAUUAGUCGCCAUUAUUUUGAUUGUGGUGUUAAUCCUCGUCGCAGUUGGAGUAGGAUGCUUCAUGUACAAGAAGUGCACAAGAAAGAGCACACCCCUACCACGAACCCAGCCACCUCAGGCAGCUGGAGUCACAAACCCAAUCUUUGCCGAGAGUGCCCCCUCAACCCCACAAAUGCAAAGGAUUCACAACCCUAAGGGUCCAAUGCCGAGGGCUCCACCUCCUGUUCCGUACGCCAAGCCACCGCCAGCGUCCAAACCUCCGAGCAAGCAUCCUGUCCCACAGGUUCCACCAUCCAAGCCAAUGCAUCCACCCCCCAAGCCUCCUGUCUCACAGGUUCCACUAUCCAAGCCAAUGCAUCCACCAGCCCCCAAGAUCUUGAUGCCUCCAAGCAAACCAAGAAACUAACCAUCAGAUGCUGCCUGGCUCAUGGAUUUUUUCCAGCCUUUUCUGUAUUUUGUUCAAGAUCUCCAGCAUCUGCAGAAUGCCUACUCUGAAGAAGUUUAAAUCUUUGUUCUCUGACUCCUCAACCAUGUGCUCACCCAGACUCACUACCACAACCACAUGUCCCUUCCUGGGAACUUAUCUCUGCUGCCAUCUUGUGCCACAUGGUUUCCAGCUCCAUUUCCAGGCCAUCCUGCUUAGUUGCAGUGAAGAUGCCGGGUACCUGCUUUCAAUUGACUAUUUUUCCCACCGUUUCUCCCUCUGGAUUCUACACACAGCCCCCUCCGCCAUGCAGAAAAACCUGUGAGCCCUAUCUGCCACAGCUCUGAGUCUCAGUCUACACUGCCUGGCAUGGACCUCUCCAACGCUUCAUCUUCUGCUGGAUUCACGCCUACAGAUGAUGGUUCUUCACCUUCCUUGAUUCCAGAAAGUAUCAAAAGAUCAUCCACCUGCAGACCCUGGGCCCUGCCACCUGCAGCUCCAGCUCCCACCUCAGCCAUGACAGCCUCCAGCUCUGGCUCCAGCUUCAACCAUGGCUGCCUCCACGUCCAGGCCGAGAGUCUCUCUGCCGCUGUAUUCUAUGGCUCGUCUUCUGCCAAUACUCCCCUCAAACCUCUGAUCUCAGGCUCCCCUCUACACUUUGUCCCCCCCCCCUUGAUUCCUCUGAGCUGCCAUAUCCUUUUCUCCUCAAUCUCCACAAAACUCCCAACAUUCCUUUCCCCUCUGACCCCUCCAACUCUCUACCUUCUGCUGACCCCAGUUCUAAUCCCUGCAAUGUGUUCACCAACCCCUCCUCUCGGAGGCUGUCCCCCACACCUCAGUGAGUUCCACGAUGCUGAGUUCUUCCUCCGUCACCACCAUCUCUGAGCCCACUUCUUUGCCAAGGAUUCCCCAACUCCAACAAAUGACGUCUUCUUCUGUCUUCAGUCCUCCUCCUCUUCUUGGACACAGUGCUCUGAUCUUCCACUUGCUCUGGAUCUCUUCACCUCUAACUAUUGAGGAGAUGUCAACAGUUUUGGUUUCAACACUUCCUUCUCCUUCUCGAACCUUACCUUUGCUGAGCACACUGCCCUGCUCUCUUAGCAUCAAUCCCAAACCUGCAGACAAGGGGGGCAUAGUUAUAAUCUGGCAGGCUGACCUCUACCUUGCUGAGCAAGGUGGAAGCUCUCAGACACCUCCUCUUACUUACCCCUUGAACAGGUUCCUUCCAUCAGGCUACUGUCUCCUUCAUCAUCACUAAUCUCAUCAGCUCUGAAGAUCUCCUAUCCAUUUUCACCAACCUCAAGGUUCCUGUACCCCGUCCUGCUCAUUUCUACCUCCUACCCAAGAUCUACAAACCUGACUGCCCAGGUAGGCCUGGUCCCGCCCUACUGAGCUCGUGUCCGCGUACCUCAACCCGAUUUGUUCCCCUUGGUUCAGUCCCUUCCUGCCAACAUCUAUGACACUUCACAAGCUCUUGAUCACUUCAAUCACUUUAAGUUCCCUGGCCCUAAUCUCAAUUUCACUCUGAACAUCCAGUCCCUAAACACUAGUAUUUCCCCAUCAGGAAAGCCUUAAAGCUCUCUGCUUCUUUCUGGAAAACAAACCGAACCAAUUACCUUCCACCACCACUCUCUUCCUCAACAAUUUCCCUUUCGGCUCCUCCUGCUUUUUCCAAACCCAAAUGCAAUCACAGGCACCCCCAUGAGCCCCAGCUAUGCCUGCCCUUUCGUUGGCUAUGCAGAACAGUCCAUGUUCCAAGCCUGCACUGGUAACGCUCCUCAAUUCUUUCUGCACAACAUUGACGGCUGCAUUGGCACUGCUUCCUGCACCCAUCCUGCGUUCAUCAAUUUCAUCAGCUUUGCCUCCAAACUUCACCCUGCCUUUAGAUUUACUUACACAUCCCUCCCCUUUCUCGAUCUCGCUGUCUCCAUUUCUGACCACCGACAUCUUUUGUAAACCUACUGACUCCCGCAGUUAUCUUGACGAUCUCUCUCCUGACCCUGCCAAUUGUAAAAGUGCUAUCCCCUUUUCCCAGUUCCUCCAUCUCCACCUCAUCUGUUCUCAGCAUGACGCUUUCCAGUUUGGAAGAUCUGGAGCAUGUCCUCCUUUUUCAAUAAGUGGUGCCUUCCACCGCCAUCAAUACUGCUCUCAUCUGCAUCUUCUCCAUUUUCCUCACGACUGCCCUCACACCAUCCUUCUCUUCUCCCCUCCCCCCACCACUAUUACGGAGAUAUUGUUCCCCGUGUCCUUACCUAUCACCCCAUUAACCUCUGUAUCUAGCAUAUCAUUUUCAUUAACUUCUGCCAUCUACAACAGGAUCCUGCUACCAAGCACAUCUUUCCCCCUCCUUCCCCACUCUCUGCUCUCUACAGGGAUCAGUCUCCACAUGACUAUCUUGUCCGCUCAUUCCUCCCCACUGAUCUCCCUCUGGCACUUAUCCCAACAAGCAUGCUAAGUGCCAUUCCAGCCCCUACAACCCCUCCCUCUCCACCAUUCAGGGCCCCAAACAGUCCUUUAUAUGAGAAGACCUGUGAGUCCUUCGGGGUCAUCUACUGUGUCUGGAGCUCCAGGUACUGUACGAUCUUCUCUACAUCAUUGAGACCCGACAUGGAUUAGGGGACCACUUCAUCGAGCACUUUUUCUCCUUCUGCUAUGAAAGGCGGGAUUUCAUGAUGGUCACCCAUUUCAAUUUGAAUUCCCAUUCCGACAUGUCUGUCCGUAACCUCCUCUACUGCCAUGAUGAGGCCACACUCAAGCUGAAGGAACAACACCUCAUAUUCCAUCCAGGUAGCUUCCAACCACAUGGCAUGGACAUCAAUUUCUCUGACUUCCAGUAAUUUUUCCCCACUCCCCCUUCUCUCUUUUUUAUUUCCCAUUCUGGUGACUGUCUCACCCCUUGCUUCUCCUCACCUGGCAUCACCUCCCUCUGGUGCCUCUUUCUCCUCCCCUUUCUUCCAUGGUCCGUUGUCCUCUUCUAUCAGAUUCCUUCCACUUUAGACCUUUACCUCUUUCACCUAUUCUCUCCCCUACCCACUCCCGGCUUCUUACUUCAUCACUCCAACCCCCACCCACCGUUCCCCUCACCUGGUCUCACCUAUCACCUGCAAGCUUGCCCUCAUUCCCCUCCUCCAAUGUUCCCCCACCCCCACCUCCCACCUUCUUAUUCUGGCUCCUUCCCCCUCCCCUUCCAGUGCUGAAGAAGGGUCUUGGUCCGAAGCCUCAGCUCUUUAUUCCUCUCCGUACAUGCCGCCCGACUUGCUGCUGAAUUCCUUCAGCAUUUUUUGUGUUACCUCAGAUGAGAGCUAUCAUCUCUGAUCUCCCAGUUACCUGCCCCAAAUAUCAUUUGCUCAAUUUAUCUAUAUAUUGAAGAAGUGAAUCUCCCAAAGCCUGUUUACUCUCUAUUUAUUCCAUUGACAUAACUAAAUGUAAUAAACAACAGAACUGCUCAAUCACAAUCUUGAGGAAGAAAGGGCAGGAGAGUGUUUGAAGUAUCUUUUUCUUUUUCAAUAUUUUUAUUAUUAAUUUCUACAUAAAGAAUACAGAAUAUAUAUAUCAUAAGUCAAAAAAAGAUAAAAUAAUACCAAUAUAUAUUUGAAUCACGCUUGCAAUCUCAUUACUCUAUAUUCAUGUAAAUUAAAUUAAAUCAUAAUAUUGAAUUAUGAUAAUUUUAUUAUUAUACAGAAAAAAAAUCUAAACCCACUACCAAGAUCGGAGCUGCUUGGUAAAGAAAGAAAGAAGGAAAAAAAUCCUUAUCAUAUAGUGAAAUAUGUUAUUAGCCAACAUAUGUACUUUAACAACAAAUCAAAGAUUUUGAAAAUAGUUCAAAACUGGUCCCCACAAUGUGUGAAAGUCUUGGAUAGAUUCAGAAAUUGAACAACGGAUCUUUUCUAAAUUUAAACAUGACAUAACAUCACGUAACAAUUGGGUGUGAGUAGACAGAACGACAUCCUUCCAUUUAAGCAAGAGCGUCCUCCAAGUUAUAAGAGAGAUAAAAGCCAAAACGUGCAAAUCAGGUGUCUCCAGAAUAAUAACUUUUUCUCCAACAAUACCGAAUAAAGCAGUCAAAGGGUUAGGCUUAAAAUUUACUUUGAAAAGUACAGAGAAAGUUUGAAAUACUUCCUUCCAGUAUUUCCUAAGACUCGGACAUGUCUAAAACAUAUGAAUUAGUGAAGCUUCUCCAUUAGUACAUCUAUUAGAAAAGGGAGAUAUAUCCGAAUAAAAACGAGAUAGCCUAUCCUUGGUCAUGUGAGCGUUUGAAGUAUCAACAUUUUCUGCUUCUGAUCGAUGCAAAAUUACAUAGGAGUUUUCUGACUCAUUUUCAAAGAGAAAUUUAAAGAUUGGCUUUAUUUGUCUAAUGCACAUCGAAACAUUGAAACAUGCAGUGAAAUGCAUUGUCUGCGUCGAUAACCAUCAGAGUCCGAGAUGCGCUGUGGGCAGCCCACAAGCACCGUCAUGCUCCCGGCACAAACAUGGCAUGCUCACAACUUCCUAAUCCAAAACCCUUGCAUCUUUUGGAAUGUGUGAGGAAGCUAGAGCAGCUGAAGAAAGCCCACGCAGUCACGGGGAGAGCGUACAGACUCUUCACAGAGAGCGGCAGGGGCUGGAGCUCGAUCUUCCGAUCACCGGCACUAUAAAGCAUCAUCCCAAUCGCUACAAGAUCGUGCUCCCCCAUGUGCAACCCAAUGCUGCAAUAGAUAAUUUGCAUUCAAAGGUGGAGGUGAUGAGCAUUUAUUCUCAAAUAAAAAUAAUUCCAUAAAAUCCCGGUUUUCCAUUUAUUCCCCUGCCACACUGAAUUACAGGGCUUGUCUCCUGAGGAAAGGUUGAGCGAGCAUGGGCUUAUCUUUUUGGAGUGAGAGAGAAUGAGAGGUCACUUGACAGAUGAUGAGAGUCUUAGAUUGAGUGGCCAACCAGAGACUUUUCCCAGGACAGAAAUGGCUAAUAUGAGAGGGCAUAAUUUGUAAGGUGAUUUGAGGAAAGUAUAGGCAGGAUUUCAGACGUACUGCGUGUACAGAGAGUGGUGAGUGCGUGGAUGGUGGUAGAAGCAGAUCCAUUAGAGACAUUUAAGACUCUGUUAGAAAAAUGGAUGAAAGGAAAAUGUGGAAAUGUGGCAGGGUAGUGUUAGAAUGAUAUUGGAGUGGGUUAA
Molecule: messenger RNA, 7600 nt
Organism: Mobula hypostoma (lesser devil ray)
Lineage: Eukaryota; Metazoa; Chordata; Chondrichthyes; Myliobatiformes; Myliobatidae
Product: zinc metalloproteinase-disintegrin-like crotastatin
Exons: 24
Coding region: 82-2439 (785 amino acids)
Biological process (GO): proteolysis
Cellular component (GO): plasma membrane
Molecular function (GO): metalloendopeptidase activity
Source: RefSeq, a predicted model, not a curated record